Hypomesus transpacificus is the source of this 2237-nucleotide messenger RNA. RefSeq names its product protein-serine O-palmitoleoyltransferase porcupine-like. Bases 95 to 1447 code for a protein of 450 amino acids. NCBI's taxonomy places the organism in Eukaryota, Metazoa, Chordata, Actinopteri, Osmeriformes, Osmeridae. The transcript is spliced from 13 exons. Gene Ontology annotation, molecular function: palmitoleoyltransferase activity; Wnt-protein binding. Gene Ontology annotation, cellular component: endoplasmic reticulum; membrane. Gene Ontology annotation, biological process: protein palmitoylation; lipid modification; Wnt protein secretion. The record is from RefSeq and is a predicted model, not a curated record.
GUCCCACUUGAGAAGAAUGUGAACGCUAGAAUUUCACCAGGCUGCCUGCAGCAUCUUUCACACACUUUUCAGGCAGUGCAGCCAGGUUGACAUCAUGGUGUCCUUCAGCAGAUGGGAAUUCUUCCUAGAACUGGCAGAAAGCUGUGUUAUACCCACUGUACAGCAAGGAGUGGAACAGGUCGGACUUCUCUUACUCAUCUGUCUACUAUUCCGACUUCUUUGUAGGCUAGACUUGCCAUCACCUGUAAAACACCUGGGAUCAGUGGUAGGAGGGCUGUAUGCCCUGCACCUGUUCUUUGAUCAAAACAUGCUGUGGGUGUUACUGCUCUGUGUGCUAUGCUACCUCAUCCUGUUCCUGAACCGUCACACAAGCAGCCGAGGCAUCUUCCUGUCCAGCUCUAUCCUCAUCUACCUACUCAUGGGAGAACUUCAUUUGAUUGACACAAUAACCUGGCACAAAUUGAGAGGCUCCCAGAUGGUAGUGGCCAUGAAGGCCAUUUCUCUAGCAUUUGACCUGGACAGAGGUGUGGUGUCCUCUCUGCCCUCACUUGGAGAGUUCAUGGGUUACAUUCUCUUUGUGGGAACUGUCAUCUUCGGGCCCUGGAUCAGCUACUCCAGCUACAAGGAAGCCAUUGAGAGUCGGAAGCUGAGUUGGUCCUGGUUCCAGAAGUUCUCUCUCAGCUGGCUGAAGUGUCAAGUCUGCCUCGUCAUCUCCAACUGCAUUGCCCCUUACCUUUUCCCUUACUUCAUUCCUAUUCAUGGUAACAGAUCAUUGCGCAAGUGGAUGAGUGCUUAUGAGAAUGCAGUAUCAUUCCACUUCAGUAACUACUUUGUAGGCCACCUCAGUGAAAGUACCACUGUGCUUGCUGGGGCAGGCUUCACUGAAGAAAAAGACAAAAUCAAAUGGGAUCUGAAAGUGACCAAGCCUAGCAAUGUGGAGCUGCCUCGGUCCAUGGUAUUGGUUGUGACUUCCUGGAACAUUCCCAUGUCUUGUUGGCUCAACACAUAUGUUUUCAAGAGUGCCUUAAAACUUGGCACUUUUUCUGCAAUUCUGGUGACCUACACAGCAAGUGCCUUACUACAUGGCCUCAGCUUCCAUCUUGGGGCUGUCCUAUUGUCUCUGGGCUUCAUCACCUACGUAGAACACGUUUUGAGGAAGAGGUUGGCGGCCAUAUUUAAUGCCUGUAUCCUGUCCAAGCACUGCACCACUGAGUGUUAUCAUCAGCACAAAAAGGGGCUGUGGGUGCAUGGGAUCAACCUAACUUUCAGUGUCCUUGCCAUCUUCCAUCUGACCUACCUGGGUUCUCUGUUUGAUGCUGAUGUGGAUGACUUGGCAGCCGAGGAGGGUUAUGUUGCCAAUCACACCAUUCAGAAAUGGUCCGAGCUCAGCUGGGCAAGCCAUUGGGUGGUGUUUGCUUGCUGGGUCUUCUACCGGCUCAUCCAGUGAUUUCAGAGUACUGUCUGCAUUAACCAUAACAUGAUUUAGUCAACUGGAAGAGAAUAUACAGUGGGCUGGUGUAAAACACGUAAUAAAAUGGCUCAUUCGGUUUAUUAGAAUGGAACUGAUAGUCUUCCACUGAAAUUGUAUUAUUAUAUUCCUGGAGGGAUAUGGAAGGAGUUGUUUUAUAACCGGACAUGUAUGCUAAAACUAAGAGUAUAAAAUAUGGGACUUGACCAUGUUCUACCUGAAAUAGUCUGAGAAAAGGAGAUUGUCUGACCAAGCUGCAGUUGCCUCUUUGGUCUACUUUCUGACUACAUGAUUGCUAUCAGUUCCAUGAGAACCUUCCUGCUGUAGCCUCAUUUUAAUACCAAAAAGCGAAUUCCUGUACAUUUCAAACUUUGGUCACCAUGUGUAAUAACCAUGUGGCUGGACUAUUCCUGUCCCAUAGGAUAAAAUGGCAUAAACACACUUGUCUGGCGUUGGCUAUCAAUUCAACCCUAUUGAUGGUCAUAGGAUUUCAGUAUUGAGGUAUGAGAACAUACCUGCCAUCCUAAAUGGGUUUGAUACUAAGACCAACCACCAUAUCCCACAGCAUCAUUUGGGAGUGGCCUGGUCUGGUAAGAGUACUGUUGAUGCUAGUACUAGUAGCACAUUUUAAAGAUAUUGGUAUGCUGGUUCAUUGCAGUGGUGGUCACAAUAAUCUUACAUGUAACAUUAUAUCUAUACAUGUUUGAAAUGACAAAACAGGUUUUCAGUUGUUAUUAUGUUGUUUUUCUAUUAAAGAUAAUUUACUUUU